CGCUCUGAGCUGCUGCGUCUGCUCAUGCCUGUGUUCAGUCUGCUCAUGCCUGUGUUCACCCUCCGGUGAGAGCGCGGUGGGAGCACGCCGUGGCUUGGCAGGGGUUUCCAAUACCUGCAGGCACCGCCCAUGGUCCUGGACCUCACCUUCAAGACAACUUAGAAACGGCUACUCUCUCCGAUUCCAAAAGAAAGUUUGGACAAAGUAAAUUUGGGGUGGAUUUGGGAGAUGGCAGCUGCUCCCUUUGCUUCCUCGGUGUCACCUCUCAGAAGCCCCCACUUCCAACCUCCUCCAACCUUCCCAUAUUAACACCCACCUCCCAGCCCGCCUUUUCUUUCUUUGAUUCCCCAGCCUCUAUGGGGUCCCGGUUCUGCUCCUUACUCCUUUCGUUCUCUCUGUCCCUGUCUGCUGAACUAUCUCACCUGUUUCCAAGCCUUCACUCCACCGUCACCCCUCACCUCCCUUCUUUCCCUCCACCUCUAACCUUUCUCUCUCACUAUCCAACUUCUUACUUGCACCCACACCGUCCCUCCAUCCACCUUCCCCUCCUUCUCUCCCUCUAAACCUAACCAUGGAUUCUGAGCCUUCUUGGACUGCUACCCCCUCCCCUGGGGGCACCCUGUUUGUCCCCAAUACCACCACACCCUGGCUGGGUAGGGAUGAAGAGCUAGCCAAGGUGGAAAUUGGUAUCCUAGCUACUGUCCUGGUUCUGGCCACAGGAGGCAACCUGGCUGUACUACUGAUUCUGGGCCUCCAGGGCCAUAAGCGCUCCCGCAUGCAUCUGUUCGUGCUGCACUUGGCCCUGACCGACCUGGGCGUGGCGCUUUUCCAGGUACUGCCUCAGCUGCUCUGGGACAUCACCUAUCGCUUCCAGGGCUCUGACCUCCUCUGCCGGGCUGUCAAAUAUCUACAGGUGCUCAGCAUGUUUGCUUCCACUUACAUGCUGCUGGCCAUGACGCUGGACCGGUACCUGGCUGUCUGUCACCCUCUUCGAAGCCUCCAGCAGCCCAGCCAGUCCACCUACCCUCUUAUUGCUGCUCCCUGGCUGCUGGCUGCCAUCCUCAGCCUCCCUCAAGUGUUCAUUUUUUCGUUGCGAGAGGUGAUCCAGGGCUCAGGGGUGCUGGACUGCUGGGCAGAUUUCUACUUUUCCUGGGGCCCGCGGGCCUACAUCACCUGGACCACCAUGGCCAUCUUUGUGCUGCCCGUGGUGGUGCUCACAGCUUGCUAUGGCCUCAUCUGCCACGAGAUCUACAAGAACCUGAAAGUCAAGACACAGGCUGGCAGGGAGGAAAGAAGGGGCUGGCCCAAGUCCUCAUCUUCUGCCGCUGCUGCAGCCACUAGGGGGCUGCCGUCCCGGGUCAGCAGCAUCAGUACCAUCUCCAGGGCAAAGAUCCGAACCGUGAAGAUGACCUUUGUCAUUGUGCUGGCCUACAUUGCUUGCUGGGCACCUUUCUUCAGUGUCCAGAUGUGGUCUGUGUGGGACGAGAAUGCCCCUAAUGAAGAUUCUACCAAUGUGGCUUUCACCAUCUCGAUGCUUCUGGGCAACCUCAGCAGCUGCUGCAACCCCUGGAUCUAUAUGGGCUUCAACAGCCACCUGUUGCCACGUUCCCUGAGUCACCGCGCCUGCUGCAGGGGUUCCAAGCCCCGAGUGCACAGGCAGCUCUCCAACAGCAGCCUCGCUAGCCGCCGCACAACACUGCUGACCCACACCUGUGGUCCAUCUACUCUCCGUCUUAGCCUUAACCUCAGCCUCCAUGCAAAGCCUAAGCCUGCGGGCUCGCUGAAGGAUUUGGAGCAGGUGGAUGGAGAAGCCACUAUGGAGACCAGCAUCUCUUAGAGAAGAGUCCCUGGACUCUGGUUCUGUGCAUCUCAGGCACUGGGAAUACGGACUAGGUGGCUCAGGGAUGGUAGAAAGUAGAGCUUAGUUUGAGGCAGGGUGAGGCCAGAGUAGCUGGUACUACUUUGUCAAGGCAGGGCUUAGUGUGGGUAUGGACCAUUCUCUCUUAAUUUUAGAUAGCUGGAAAUCAGGAAACUCAACCCCCCUGUUCCUGCCACCCUGACAAAGCACCCAUAAGCAUACCCAACUGGUAGAUAUAGUGUUCUAGAUCUAGGACAGCUUAGAUGGUACUGUCAAUGCAGAGACUCAUCUCAUUACUUGACUAACUGUCCCGAUUCUAACCUGACUGGUGCAUCGCAGUGGAACAAGGAGAGGAGAGAAUAGAUUAUUAGAAAGGAGGAUGGGUAAAUGGGACUUCCGGCCACACUCACCUGUCUACAGAAGUGAACUAGUAUGAUGGUGAUGUGGGACCUGAUACCUAGUAGGGAUGUAGUAAAUGCUGGCUCUUCUCCCCAUCACCCUUACCACAGGAUGGGUGGUGUGGGAACACUCUGUGAGUUCUCAGUGGUAUGUUCCACUGCGGCUGAGAUACCCAGAAAGGGGAGAGGGAAGAAGGAAUAGAAAUGGACACAAGAAAGACCAGGGGCAGGAAUAAGUCUGAAAGAACACAGGGCUAGUAUCUCCUUCCCUAGUUCCUCCAGGAACCCAGACUUCCUUCCUCUGGGGCAGUGUGGAACAGACUUAUUGGAAAAAACCCAACAUGAUCAUGGCUCUAGAAAUCCUUGAAGUUUUAGGGAAAGUUGGAAUCAAGAUUUUAAAUCUUUGCUCUACCCUGGGAAGCCACCUCCACUUUCCGGGCCCCUGCCUCAUCAGCAGUGAGAUGAUUCUGAAGUCUCUCUCAGCUCUGGCCUUCUACGGCUUUACAAAACUGCAACUGGGUAAUAGCCCCCAAACACAAAGGGUGUUCUAACCAAUGGGCUCUUAGAAUUGUUUCAUUUCCAUAACGACUCAGUAUACACCUGACCUCAGUUCUGGUAGGUCCUGUCAUGGCUUUGGCAACAGAAGUCUCAGGACAGAGAAAGAGGAGGUGACUGCCUCCUGCCUUGCACCUUUAGCACUGACUCCUGUCCCCCAUCUCCAUGUCUGUUUGCUGCUCUCCAGUUCUCUAGUGUGCAAGGGUUGGAUGUACUCUGACUUCAGUUCUGUAUUGGUGAGUCCUCCUCCAAGGUAGGAAGAGAUAUCAAGGAAAGGUGAAUGCUAGGGCCUUGCCCCAUUCUCCCUAAUAUCUCCAGGGGAACUAAAAUCUUAGGGGAACUUUUCCACCUCAGUUCUGGUUCCAAGGGAAAGCUAAAAUUAUAAAAAACGUACCAGCAAGUAUCAGGUCAGGAGGGCUGGGUCCUGACUCUGUCCUAGCUGUGACCACUGUCAGUAAGACGAUGAGCCUGGAUGUCUCAGGUAUAAGAGUCAAAGUGGGUAUACAUGUGGUUUGCAAUCAUUGCAGAUCUACAAGCUUUGGAGCAAAAUUCCUGGGAACAGCCUCACUCUGCUCAAUCCUAGGGAUGCUUCAAAGAGUGUCUGUGGCUUUGCAAAGAUACUUCUCAUGUGCCUAGUUUUAGUCAUCUUGGAGGAGGGAACAUCAAUUGAGGAGCUGCCUCCAUCAGACUGGUCAGUAGGCAUUUUUUUGAUAGGCAAUUGAUGUGGGAGGGCCCAGCCCACUGUGGACAGUGCCACCCUUGGAGAAGUGGUCAUAGGUUGUGUAAAAAAGAAGGCUGACACGAAAACAUACAUACAAGUAACACCAUACAGACUGAGCAGUUUGUACUCAGGAAUACACAUGUACAUAUAUGUAUGUAACAACAGUUAAUGCAAAAAGGCAAAGGCUUAGAAAAGGAGAAGGUAAGAGUGUAUAGGAGAGUGUAGAGGGAAGAAAGGGAGGGGGAAUGAUGUAAUUACACUAUAACCUCAAAAAUAAAAGAAAUUACUUUAAAAAUUAAAAAGAAAGAAGGGAAGAGUGAAAGAAAGGAAGAGAGAGAGAAGAAGGAGGAAGAGGAAGAAGAGGAGGAAGAGGAGGAGGAAGAGGAGGAGGAAGAGGCAGGCUGAUCAAGCUAUGGAGAGUAAACCAGUAAGCAACACUCCUUCAUUGCCUCUGCUUCAGUUCCUGCCUUCAGGUUCUUGCCUGGAGUUCCUGCUCUGACUUCUUGCAGUGAUGGCGCAUGACCUGUGAAUUAUAAGAUGAAAUAAAUACUUUCCUCCCCAA
Molecule: messenger RNA, 4094 nt
Organism: Mus musculus (house mouse)
Lineage: Eukaryota; Metazoa; Chordata; Mammalia; Rodentia; Muridae
Gene: Avpr1b
Product: arginine vasopressin receptor 1B
Exons: 2
Coding region: 572-1837 (421 amino acids)
Biological process (GO): regulation of systemic arterial blood pressure by vasopressin; positive regulation of inositol phosphate biosynthetic process; regulation of cell population proliferation
Cellular component (GO): Golgi apparatus; plasma membrane; membrane
Molecular function (GO): G protein-coupled receptor activity; vasopressin receptor activity
Source: RefSeq, marked validated